Schistosoma haematobium is the source of this 9000-nucleotide messenger RNA. It is a transcript of the gene MFSD4B, whose product is annotated as Sodium-dependent glucose transporter 1, variant 3. The record is from RefSeq and is a predicted model, not a curated record. Lineage: Eukaryota; Metazoa; Platyhelminthes; Trematoda; Strigeidida; Schistosomatidae. Gene Ontology annotation, biological process: transmembrane transport. The transcript is spliced from 3 exons. Bases 6992 to 8323 code for a protein of 443 amino acids.
UUGAUGGAAUGAUUGAAUGGAUGAUCUUGUACAGUAGAUAACUGUUGUUUGUUUUUUUUUUGUAUUCUUUUUUCGAAAAAAGAAAAAAACAAAAAAACAAAAACGAAUCCAUUUAAAAGGAUUAUCAAUUUGGCAAAUUAUUCAAUCUAAUUUUAUUGUUGUAAUGAAUGAAUUAGACGAAUCCUUAACAACUAAUCAACAGAAAUCAAAUUAUCUACGUUUUCAUAAACCAUUUCAUGUACAAAUAGCUAAAACAAGCGCUUUAUGUUAUACAUGGAUUUCUUUAGGAUUAUAUAGUGAAAUAUUAGGUCCAACAUUACCUACUCUUAUGUAUAAUACAAAAUCGAAUUAUGAACAAAUUGGUAUGGCAUUAUCAACAAGAGGAAUUGGUUUAUUAUUUGGUUCAUUAAUUGGUGGAAUAUUAUCUGAUCGUUAUAAAUCAUUACGUAGUCUAUUUAUCAUGUUAUCAUUAAUAAUUGGUGCUAUAACAACCCUAAUUAUACCAUGGUGUAUAAAUAUAAUUAUAUUAACAAUUAUAUUAUUUAUAGCUGGAUUCUCACAUGGUUUCUUAACAACAAGUAAGUAGUUAUAUUAUGAUCAAUUGUUAGGUAAAUUCAUAAUGUAGUUUAAUAUAAAAAUGAAUUACUUACUUACUUACUUACGCCUGUUACUCCUCAUGGAGGGGCAUAAGCCGCCCACCAGCACUCUCCAUACAAACCUGUUCUGGGCAUUCAUUUCCAGCUAUUUCCAGUUGUUAUUCAUCCUUUUCAUAUCUACUUCUAUUUCCUGACGUAAUGUGUUCUUUGGCCUUCCUCUUUUCCACAUCUCUUCACGAUCCCAAGUUAGCACUUACCUCGUGAUGCAGUUUGUAUGUUCUAUCCAUUUUCAUCGUCUUUACCUGGUUUCCUCUUCAGCUGGAAUCUGGUUUGUUCUUUCCCACUGAAUGCUGUUACUGAUGGUAUCCGGUUAAUAAUGGAUGUUGAGUAUCUUGCGUAGACAACUAUUUAUAAAUAUUUGUGCAUGUUUGAUGAUGGUUGUUGUAGUUCUCCAUGUUCCAUCUCUGUACAGUAUGACUGACUGUCUUGACGUCCGUAUUAAAGAUUCUGGAUAAAUUACUUCAGGUUACUUUAAAAAACAAGAAAUUAUGACUCAGUCAGUAAAAAAUACUUUAUAUCUGAGACUGGAAUUUAAAAGGGGAUAUAGAGGGUGAUAUUCUAACACAUCGACUCAAAAGAUCUGUCAAAAGGACGUUUCAUGCCGCCAAGCUGCAUAUAAUUUUCCCAACUAAAUCAGUAUUUACACAACUAAUCAAUGAUAGGUUACUGAUGAUGGGCUCCCUCAUGUGUGUAUACCAAUUCAACUGCUCCUGUGGAGCUAGUUGCAUAGGUUGUACCCAGAGGGCUUUGUCCUUGCAUGUUUGUGAACAUGUACCAGUAUAGUUGGGAAAAGGAGUUACUAAAUCGAUCAACAGCACUAUUCUUUAUAACUUGAUACAUAGUGAACAUCAUAUCAAAAUAGAGGAAGCUUUCUCUGUUUUAUAUCAAGUUCCAAAAAAUGUAUCUUAAAAAGCUAGGUUACGGUUACUCUACAUAGCCUAAACCAUCUGGAUCAAUUCCAGAAAACCAAACUUAUGUAUCCAGCCUGUAUGUUUACCUUGGCCUACGAUUGGAUCACCGGAUACCUAAAUUGAGUAUUAUAAACCUUUUACCCCCUUCCUUUUUUUAUUACUUCUACCUUAAUCUUCACAUCCGUCAUCCCUAAUUCACAUGAAUUGAAGUAUAUGUGUCGUAACACAUGCAAACGUUUACCAUUUUCAACAGAUAACAUUGUCCAUUUCAUUAAUACACGCCUAAUUUGGCCUUUGCGGCCUGGAUAGCUCAGUGGUAACUGCUCUGACUGUGAAGCUGGGCGACACGGGAUCGAAUCCAUUAGAGAGCAUCAGUUCCCUCACGAUUACAGGCGCACCAUUCUGACGAGUGCCAAGUAGCACGAAACCUAUCUCCAGGGUUUCGUGUUCACAACCUUAUAUUAGCCUUUGUAAAACAUCACAAUACUUAUGGACUUAUAACCGUAGAGCGUGAUAAUGAAGUUAUUGAUAAUAUUUAUUCGAUUGAAUAGUCUUCAUUUUGCAUAUAUUAUCUUACAGUUUAUGAUUACUCUUUUUGAGAUAUAAACAUUUGAUAGUAGUUUAUUCACUUCGGUAGUAAAUUUUAAUUCGGUAAAGGAUCUAUUCAUCUCUAUUAUGGUAUAUCCAUGAUUAACUCAGUAAUAUAUAAAUACCUUUGAAAACUAGACAGGAUUGAAAAAACUCUAUGUCUUAGUGUUGAACACUUCAGUUGUUCACUUCCAAGACCUCACCAGGCAUUGAUUAACAUGGGACGAGGGCUUAAUCAUGAAACCAUUUAGUUGAAAUCCAGAAGUACAUAUUCCCAAAUUCGUUCACUUCAUAAUCGUUUAAUUUCUCAUAUGUUUGAAUUUCAUCGAUUAACGCUUGCCAAAUGAACUCAGAGAACAUAUCUAUAUUUAAAUCACUGUUGUGUACACGAUUAUAGUUUUACUGGAGCUGUUUUUUGGGGGGUUAUUUUAGUUCAUAUAUUUUAUUAAGUCCCUGAUGGAAUCAUGUGUACUUACUGUUAUAUUGUACUAAAAGAUAGCUAUUCAGUGUUUUUGUGUUUUCAAUGGCAUUUUAAUUGGCAUCAAUAUUUACUGAAUACCAUUUAUAAUUCACCUUUAGAAACCAAACAUGAAAUUCAACAAAAACGACCGUUGAGGGCCUAACCAAUCCUCUAGAGCUUAGGCGUUCGCCAUGAGAUCGAACUAUCUGGGUUUGAUUGUCAGAUGAUGAAUUAAACUCUGAAUGUGUUUUGAUGGAGACCAGCAUUCAAAAUGUUUUCAUUUAUGAAACAUCUCAUGAAUUCAUUGAUAUAUCGAUCCAGCUGUACUGGAUGUUCUAGAAUCCUCUUCACAUUGAGCCACUUAUUUGCCUAGCUUGAUAGAGGCAAGUUAAAUGAAAUAGCUUGUCGUUUAAUUUACUGUUAAAUAUUGGUCGACUGAAGAACAAUAACAAUGUUGUUGAGAAGAAUGUUGUUUUACGGAAGUUAGAAGUCUUAUUCUUACAGAUAUCUACAGUUUUGUCAUCUUUGAAAUCAAUGAUCAAGUGAAAUACUUUCUUCUAUACUGUAUUCUUAUUACUAUCUUCAGACAGAUUAUAUUCACAUUAAUAAACGUAUUACUAAUUGUCGUUAUAGUAAAAAGAGUUUUAUAUGCUAUAACUUGUGCCCUGUGUUCUAUUAAUGCAUAACGUAAUGAUACCGCCAAUUAGAGAACAGUGUUUUAUCGACCGGACCAAUGACACAAAACCCGUACGAGCAGUCCAGAGCCCUUAUCGGUUCUGCUUCCCGCCUAACCCUGUCUGUUAAGUCCAUGGUCUGUGAUAUGAAUCAUUUAUUUCAAACAUACGAGGUUUAUAUAUCAACCAAACAAACCACAUCGCACCACAAAAUAGGAAACAACAUUUGUACAAGAUUUAGCCAAAUGUGGGUGUGAAUGUAGGAGAUAGUAAUUGAUAGACUGGGCAUAACUCAAGAAUGGUAAAUCGUAUUAUAAUAGUCUAUGGGUCAAAUUAAAGCUUAUAAUUAGAGGGACAUGAAUAUGCAUAGUUUAGUUAUGUGACAAUUAUACGAUAAAAAUAUUAAUCCAUAAAUGGAUCCCAAAAGUUACCCUUUAUUAUUCUCAUCAGAAUAUCACAAUAUAUCUACAGUUUUACAGCUUAAUUCAUUAAAGAAUAAACAUUUAUCUUGUAACCAUUCUUGCUUGUUUCUAUACCUCAUUUAUUCAUUAAAUAUGAAGAUAUUAAGAGGAUUAAUUGAAUGGAUUUCAUAAACAAUUAUAAGUGAGAUAAACACAAUAUCAAAUAGUUUGUAUCCAACUUAUUUAUUUACUAAUUGAAAUCUUGAACCGAUUGAUAUUGGACUACCAUUGAAAACUGGAAGCAUUGCAGUUAGGUUUCGUCCUAUUGUGGGGCUCCUCAGUAAUGCUCAUUUACGAUCCCGCUUAGCGGGAUUUGAAUCCAGGGCCUUCAAUCUCGCAUGCGAACACUUAACCUAUUAGACCAUUGAACCGGUAUCCAAUGGUCUUAAUGUCUAACGUCUAUCGAACUCUGUCCUAAGCAACUCAUUAACACUAAUUUUCUUAAUAUAAUUUGAUCAUUUAAAUUGUUUGUGAGAAUGUACGUUAAGAAUAGUAUGAUUUCAAGAUUAGGAGAAUGGUGAAUAACUCUUCAAAUGAUCAAUCUCGAUACUGUAACUGUACUAUGCUUGAUAUUUGGUACUGAUUAUAAUUUUUUCGUUCUUUCUUUCUAAAAAUUACAUUUCAUGACGUUAACUAAACGUUUUCAUUGUAUAUUGAUACAUACAUUCACGAUUAUCAUAUUGUAUUCGUAAUGAAUGAUGUCAAUAUGAUUGAAUUUCGGAAAAAAAUAUAUAAAAGAAUAAUCAGUGAAAUUAUACCGUUAGUACUGUCAAAAGAUAAAAAGAGAAUGUUGAGUUGCAUUGUAAGUAAGCGAUGUACAUAUACGAUGUAUGUUACUAAUGUUUGCAUAUAUAAGUAGUAUGUAAAUAAUGAUAAACGGUGGCACAGUUUCGUGAAUUGGUUGAGAUUAGACAUUAACAUCGUUGCAUACCGGCUCAGUGAUCUAGUGGUUAAGCGCUCUUGUGCGAGGUCGAUAGCUCCUUGGUUCGAACCCAGCGGGUGGGAUCGUGAUUGCGCACUGCUGAGAAGUGGAUACGCCUGCGCCAUUGCAAACGAUUUUGAUCCAUGUCAUUCAAGGUUUCUAACCAUCGGUUGUUAUCGUCUCGCUGAUCUCAACCAUGUAGUCUACACCUAUCGACAUGGCUUACACAGUCCACUAGUCAUUGACUUCAUGGAUUUGUGACCUUGGAAGUGUCUAGAGCUAAAUGAGGGUUGUAAACCUGUAUGAGGAAUUAAAGUUCUAAUUUACAAUUGAUGAUUAAGGUUAGGAAUUAGAUUUACGGUUUUUCAUCACAAACUGACAUCAGCUAAAAUGCCAAGACGCUAUUUGACCAAGACUUGUUAUCCUGAAUCUAAUUGGUUAGUUCAUAAAUUAUAAUCUCGCCAGAUAUAGAAAUAAUGUAUUUGUUGUAUAAUUUUCACAUUUUACUAAACGACUAUAUAAUUGUGCAUGAAACAAUAAAUUGGUUAUUCUCACCGACUUGUCAUGUGCUACAAUCUAUACAUACAUCUGUAUGAAUAAGCACUAGAUUUUCUGUCAAUCAUUGAUUUCCAAUAUUCGGGAAUGUUAAAUGUUAAUAUUUUAUUUUUCUGAUAGAUAUAUCAUACGCACUUUCUGAAUUUCACUUCUAGUCAUCAUCCAUUUCUUACUUACUUACUUACUUACGCCUGUUACUCCUCAUGGAGGAGCAUAAGCCGCCCACCAGCACUCUCCAUACAAACCUGUUCUGGGCAUUCAUUUCCAGCUAUUUCCAGUUGUUAUUCAUCCUUUUCAUAUCUACUUCUAUUUCCUGACGUAAUGUGUUCUUUGGCCUUCCUCUUUUCCACAUCUCUUCACGAUCCCAAGUUAGCACUUACCUCGUGAUGCAGUUUGUAUGUUCUAUCCAUUUUCAUCGUCUUUACCUGGUUUCCUCUUCAGCUGGAAUCUGGUUUGUUCUUUCCCACUGAAUGCUGUUACUGAUGGUAUCAGGUUAAUAAUGGAUGUUGAGUAUCUUGCGUAGACAACUAUUUAUAAAUAUUUGUGCAUGUUUGAUGAUGGUUGUUGUAGUUCUCCAUGUUCCAUCUCUGUACAGUAUGACUGACUGUCCUGACCUUUGUAUUGAAGAUUUUGACUUUGAUAUUGGUUGGAAGUUGUUAACCAGGAAAAAUAAUUCAUUGUAUAAUCUACGGUUACUUACUUAAUUACUUACUCCUGUUACUCUCAAUGGAGCAUAGGCCGCCGACCAGCAUUCUUCAACCCACUCUGUCCUGGGACUUCUUUUCUAAUUCCAUCCAAUUCUUGUUCAUUUUUGUCAUGUCUAUUUCCAUUUGCCGGCGUAAUGUGUUCUUUGGUCUUCCACUUCUCCUCCUUUGGCCUUGAGGAUUCCAUGUGACGGCUUGCCUUGUGACACAGUUGAGUGCUUUCCUCAAUGUGUGUCCUAUCCACUUCCAGCACUUCUUCCUGAUUUCUUCUUCCACUAGAAUCUGGUUUGUUCUCUCCCACAAUAGGUUGUUGCUGAUAGUGUUUGGCAAACGGAUCCGAAGUAUUUUGCAUAGACAACUAUUUAUAAACACUUGUAUCUUCUGGAUGAUAACUUUCAUAGUUCUCCAGGUUUCUGCCCCAUACAGUAGAACUGUCUUGACAUUUGUAUUGAAAAUCCUGACCUUGGUGUUGGUUGACAGUUGCUUUGAGUUCCAGAUGUUCCUCAGCUGUAAAUAUGCUGCUCUUGCUUUGUCGAUCCGCGCCUUCACAUCUGCAUCAGAUCCACCCUGUUCAUCAAUGAUGCUGCCCAAAUACGUAAAGGUUCUUACAUCUUCCAAAUCUUCUCCGUCAAUUGUGAUUGGAUUGGUGCAUUCUGUGUUGUAUCGGAGAAUCCUGCUUUUCCCUUUGUGUAUAUUGACACCUACUGCUGCUGAGGCUGCUGCCACAUUGUUCGUCUUCUCCUGCACAUGUUGUUGCAUUUGGUAUAGAAGGGCCAGAUCAUCUGCGAAGUCUAGACCGUCCAACUGCAUCUUAGAUGUCCAUUGUAUCCCGUGCUUCCCUUCAUAAUCUACGGUAACAAAAAUAAAUUAUAGUUACCAAGUUAUCAAUUUUAAAAAUUAUGAUCACUGCUGUUAUCUGGUUAAUCAGGAAAUCUUGUUUCUUUUUUUGUCUCGAAGAUUUCAUUUGUUAGAUCAUCUUGUUCUUUACAACCCAUUCUCCUUAACGAAGACGUAAAACAAUAAUGUUAUUCAAACUUUUCUCUUAUUUCCUGUAAUUCACAUGGGAUUUGUUGUUUGUGUGUGUGUGUCUGUGUUUCUUUGUUUUUUUUAUAUUGUAGGCGGUAAUCCACUACUUGCUUCUGUUUGGGAAGAAAAAGCAGCUGGACCAUUUAGUUUAAUGCAUUCCGGUUAUGGUAUGGGAGCAGCAUUAGCUCCUUUAUUAGUGAAACCAUUUACAAUUCCUUCAACUUCAGUUAAUAAUAUUACAAAUAAUAAUCAUUCCUUAGCAACAAAUAUUGCUACUAAACAAGAUAAUUCAACUGAAUUAGUGAUUGUCAAUGCUGUGAUACCUUAUUCAAUCGUUGCUGGAAUUGUAUUAUUUUGUGUAUUUUAUUUUUUAAUAAUUAUGUGUAUUGAUCAUUCAACAAAUCCAGAACACAAUGGAAUUAUGUCAUUAAGAAAUAAUAACAAUUCCAAGAUUACCUCAUCAUCAUGGAAACAAUUUUUUACUAAGAAACAUUUAUUCCAUUCUAUUAAAUUCAUUCAAUCUAUCAUUUGUCAAAAAUGUCAUACAAUUAAAAAGAUUCAUUUAAUCAUUAUUAGUUGUACAUUUAUAGCAUUCUUUACAAUUGUUGGUAAUGAACGUGUAUUUGGUAAAUUUAUGUUUACUUAUGCAUUAUAUGGUCCUAUACAAUUAAAUAUUAAAGAUAGUUAUCUAAUUAAUCUUAUAUAUUGGUUAUGUUUUUGUAUAGGACGUAUUUUAUUAUUUCUAUUAGCACUAUGGAUUAAAGCUACUAUAUUAUUAUUAGUAUUAUGUAUUGGUACAUUAUGUAGUUCCAUUGGUUUAAUUAUAUUACCUUAUGAAAAAUUAUGGUUUUAUUUAUGUACAAUAUUAUUUGGUUUAUUUAAAAGUCCAUUAUUUCCAAUUACCUUAGCAACUAUUAAUUAUUCAUAUGAAAUUAAUGGUUUUUUAAUUAUUAUAGUCAAUUUUGGUAGUUCAUUUGGUGCUACAUUAUUACAAUUUAUUACUGGUUAUUUAAUACAUCAAUAUGGACAAAUGAUAUUUCCAUAUUUAGUAACUAGUACAUCAUUAUUAUUAUUGAUUACAUCUAUUAUAUUAAUAUUCAGUUUAUUACAUAUUGGUAAUCGAUUUAAACAUUUAAAUCAUAUUAUCAUUGAUACAAUGAAUGAAUCAAUCAAUGAAAAUAAUCAAUACACUACUAAUACUAUUAACACUAAUACUACUAAUACUACUACUACUACUAAUAAUAAUAAUGAUAAUGAUAAUAAUACAUCUCCUAUAACCAUAUUACCAAGAUCAAAAGUGAUUCAAUCGAAAUUCAAUAAACAAAUCAAUUCGAUCAAUAAUAAUAAUAAUAAUGAAAAAUUAUAAAAUUUGAAUUGAUUGAUUUAUUGAUUUUUUUUCUUCAUUUUUUUAUUAUUUCAUAUUGGAUAAUCAAUAAUUAUGAAUUAUGUGAAUAGUAGAGUUCGUAUAUAGAAGAGAGAAUUUUCUAGGUAAAUAAUAUUAUUGAUUUUUAUUUUGAAUUUUUUUCUUUUUUUUAAAAAAAACAAACAAACAAUAUUUCAUUUUUAUUAUUAUUUACUUACCUGCGCCUGUUACUUCUGAUGGAGCAUAGGCCUCAGACUCACUCUGUCCUGGGCCUUCUUUUCUAGUUCCAUCUAAUUCUUGUGCAUUUUUCUCAUGCCUAUAUCCAUUUCUUGGCGUAACUUGUUCUUUGGUCUUCCACUUCUCCUCCUUUAGCCUUAAGGAUUCCAUGUGAGGGCUUGUCUUGUGAUGCAGUUGGGUGCUUUCCUCAAUGUGUGUCCUAUCUUAUUUAUUAUUUGAUGAAAAAAAAUUAAAGAGAAAAAAUCAAAAAAAAAAAGAAAUUUCAUAAAAUCUAUAGAGAAAAUCUUGUUUCUCAUUACGUAUUCAAUUAAUUUUUUUCUUUUUCUUUACUUUUUUUUCUUUUUUUUGAAAAAAAAGAAAAAAAAAUUUUUUUUUGUGAUCUCGGUGUAAUCAUGUUAUAUUGUUAUUUCAUUGGAAUAAAUUAUCUUUGAAAUUAAUGGUGA